ACCUACCCAAGUACAUAACGCCACACUUCAGCUGAAGCUCUGAGAGAACCAAAAACCCAGUUGAUAUAUUUCCGGAGAAUUCAUACAUAUUUAGAUAGUAAAAGCAAAAUGGCUUUUUCUGGUGAUUUUGGAAUCUCUGCAAUUUUUGGAACUUGCCCUUUUAAGCACCACCACUCUCUGGGAAUCUCUCUCCAACCCUCCAAGGUAAAAUAUAACGGUUUCAAUGGCGGAGGUAGUUUUCCUGUGAUGAAUCAAACGUAUUUCUCAAAUCUAAUUUGCUAUAGCUCGAACUCGAAGUGUCACUAUGACCAAUCAUUUGGAAUUGAAGGAAACAGUGAACUCUUUCCGGGACCUAUAAGCCAAGAAACAGAAGGCCUUCUCCUCAAUGCUCUAAACAUGAGCUUUUUCGAGCGCUUGAAUUUGGCAUGGAAGAUAUUGCUCCCUUCACCACCGACACGAAGGACUUCCAAUGCAAAGAUUGCAAAGCAGCGGUUGCAGAUGAUUCUCUUCUCUGAUCGAUGCACGGUAACCGAUGAGGCGAAACAGAAGAUUGUGAGCAACAUUGUCGGAGCUCUAUCCGAUUUUGUGGAAAUAGACUCGCAGGAUAAAGUCCAGCUUAGUGUCUCGGAGGAUCAGGACCUAGGCACCGUGUACUCUGUUACAAUCCCCGUUCGGCGUGUGAAGCCCGAAUAUCAGGACGAGGAUGAUGUUGAGGGCAUACCAAACGACGAAGACAUGGAUACAGGGGGCAUGCAACAGAUUGAGGAGAGAGGGAAAGACAGAGAAGGGGGCAUGCAAUAGAUUAAUCUUUUUGUAGUAUUUUUAUAGAUUAAUUUAUAUAAUUUUUUAUAGUAUUUUUAUAGAUUAAUUUAUAAUAUGAAUGGUUCUGAUUAUAAACAUGAAUUACUAUGAAUCAGCAACGAACA
Molecule: messenger RNA, 926 nt
Organism: Pyrus x bretschneideri (Chinese white pear)
Lineage: Eukaryota; Viridiplantae; Streptophyta; Magnoliopsida; Rosales; Rosaceae
Product: cell division topological specificity factor homolog, chloroplastic-like
Exons: 2
Coding region: 109-801 (230 amino acids)
Biological process (GO): chloroplast fission; cell division; regulation of division septum assembly
Source: RefSeq, a predicted model, not a curated record